Brassica rapa (field mustard) is the source of this 3424-nucleotide messenger RNA. RefSeq names its product aluminum-activated malate transporter 2-like. The record is from RefSeq and is a predicted model, not a curated record. Gene Ontology annotation, biological process: malate transport. Lineage: Eukaryota; Viridiplantae; Streptophyta; Magnoliopsida; Brassicales; Brassicaceae.
ACAAAUACUUCAGCUGUAAAAAAAAAAUUCUUAAAUGUAACUUGACUUUCUUAUUUUAACUGAAAUAUUAUAAAAAUGUGGCGUUCGAUUGGGGUAAUGGGCGCUAGGCUGAGUGUAACUCGGUGCAAAAGGGGCACCAUCCGCCAUCUACUUACGCGUUCUAACCAUGUUCUCCUUAACUUUUAAAUUUAAUGUUACUUUUUUUUUUUCUAAACUUAAUUAAAUAUUACUUGGACCGAUAUCGAUACAUUAAUCUCCUACUCUAUAUACGUUGUUUUUAGCUAAGAAACAGAGAAUACUGGUGGAUAUGGUCAUUAUACACAAAAUAAACAAUUGGACAAGUGGUGAAAUAUGCCAAGAUAUGUCUUAAAUUGGUGAAGUAAUAUAUGUGUGAGUUAAUUCUCCGAGAUUUCGAGUAUCAUGUGUCAUUGAGCAAAUGGACUGAAUAUCCCUGGCUUUGAAAGAUAGAAAACGAUGGGGAAAAUGGCAAUUUGACUAUCUUUCUAUUUUGGAAUCAUGAAUCAUGAUUAGUCAUGUCAAUAACCAAAACUACUAGAAUGUUUGUUUCAUUAUUUUAAGUCUCCCCACAAAUGUUUAUAAUUGAAAUUAUAUUUAUUUGAUAACACAUUCGAAAUUAAUCUGUUCUCCACUGUCUUCUUGAUUUUUUUCAAAAAAAGACAGACGCAUAAGUGAGUACACUUUAUAACUAUAGUUCAUGUGAUCUAAUUAAUAAAUACAUUUGUAAUUUUAGCACAUAAGUAAAAUUUAGUUUAAGUACGAUCCAACUAUUUUAACCAGUUUUGAUGGAAACCUUAUUAUAUAUAACGUACUUUGUAUUUAAAGAAAUUUUGUUCAUUAUAUCAUUAAAAAUAGUUUUGGGAAACGUUUCUUUCAAAUUUAAGAAAAUUUUUAUUUGUAUAAAAUGAAGAUAAAUAUGAAAGAGUUAUAAAUUACAAAUUAAAAAAAACAAAUAUAUAGUUUUAUUAAUACUUAUUUUAAUGUACACAUACCAACUUUUAAAUAGUUAGAUAUCAAAUGUGGAAAGCACUAAUAUUUACAUAAAGAGUUUCUUUUGUACAUGAACCUUCACAGGAAAUUUCCGAAACAUAAUUAACAAUGAAAAAUAAAGCUUGCUAGCUACUAAUGGCUCUGCUUUUUAAACAUCGAAUAAAAUCAGCAACAAAAUAAAAUUUGUUCACGUAAGUACUAUCUGCCUCUAAUUAAUAAUACUCUUGUCUCUGAUUAAUAUAAUAUUUCAUUUUCAAUUUGUUUAACAUUUCACGAGUCCGGUCCUACACAAGAAUCUCAUUGCUCUCUACAAAUAACAUCGACCCAUCGAGACAAAACAACAUGCCAUUUUAUACUUGGUUCUCUCCUUCUGGAAGUAUUUAAGAGAAUCAAAAUCGCUUAAGAGGUGAGUAAAUGAAAGGUGCAAUGGAAAAAGUGAGAGAGAUAUGGAAAGAAGGGAGGAGAGUAGGAAAAGAAGACCCAAGAAGAAUAGUUCAUUCUUUCAAAGUGGGACUUGCUCUUGCUUUGGUCUCUUCCUUCUACUAUUAUCAACCUCUCUACGAUAACUUUGGUGUCAAUGCAAUGUGGGCCGUCAUGACCGUCGUUGUCGUCUUUGAAUUUUCUGUAGGUGCCACACUUGGGAAAGGAAUAAAUAGAGCAGUGGCAACAUUAGUAGCUGGAGGACUAGGAGUUGGAGCUCAUCACCUAGCAAGUUUGUCCGGUCCAACAGUAGAACCUAUUCUACUCGCCAUCUUUGUCUUUGCGCAAGCUGCGUUAUCGACGUUCGUGAGGUUCUUCCCACGGGUGAAGGCGAGAUACGAUUAUGGGAUAUUGAUAUUCAUAUUGACGUUCUCACUGAUAUCAGUGUCGGGGUUUAGAGAAGACGAGAUAUUGGAUUUGGCGCAUAAGAGACUAUCGACAGUGAUAAUGGGAGGAGUCAGUUGCGUCCUUAUCUCUAUCUUUAUCUGCCCUGUCUGGGCUGGACAAGACCUUCACUCUCUUCUUGCCUCCAAUUUUGAUACACUGUCCCGCUUCCUUCAAGGUUCUUUCCCUAACUUAAUUAUGAUUCACUAUGUAUAUAAAUUAAUAAUACCUAAAAAUACUUCCCCACCAAAAAUAUCACAUUUGCUUUUACAAAAAAUAAAAAGUUGGAAACUGGCAGAAUUUGGGGACGAAUAUUUUGAAGAGACAGAUGAUGGGGACGUCAAGGAGGUGGAGAAGAGAAGAAGGAAUCUUGAAAAAUAUAAAUGUGUUCUCAAUUCAAAAAGCAAUGAAGAAGCUUUGGCUAAUUUUGCAAAAUGGGAACCGCGUCACGGCCAAUUUAGAUUUAGGCAUCCAUGGAAACAAUACCUUGCCGUCGCUGCAUUACUCAGGCAGUGUGCCUACCGGAUGGAUGCCUUGAAUUCAUACAUCAACUCAGAUUUUCAGAUCCCAAUGGACAUCAAAAAGAAACUAGAAGAACCGUUAAGAAAAAUGAGCUCGGAGUCAGGAAAAUCAAUGAAAGAAGCGUCAAUUUCAUUAAAGAAAAUGAGAAAAUCAUCAUCUUCUGAUAUUCAUGUCUUAAACUCACAAUCUGCCUGCAAAGAUCUUUCUACUUUACUCAAAUCAGGCAUCUUGAACGAUGUUGAGCCUCUACAAAUGAUCGCAUUAACGACCACCGUCUCUCUGCUCAUUGAUAUUGUAAACUUAACCGAAAAGGUAUCACAAUCCGUACAUGAACUCGCAUCCGCUGCAAGAUUUAAGAACAAGAAGAAAUCGACCGUGUCAUCCAAGAAGUCAGAUUCUGUAAGCACUGUUCGUGCAAUGCCAACCAAAUCUCAAGAUGAUCAUGUUGUCACAAUCUUAUGUGAUGAUGAUUUAUCAAACACUGUUGACCAGUCGUGUGGAGAGAGUUCAGUGGACUCUUGUCACCAUGUCGCCAUAAAGAUCGAUGAUGAUGAUGAUUCAGUCCAUGAAAAACAUGAAGAUGGUGAAAUACAUGUACAUACGAGUUGUGUAUUAUGUGGUCAAACUAAUGCUAGUGAUGUUUUAGAUUGUGGUAAUCAGAAAAUUAUUAAUAACUUAUAACUAUUUAUUAUAGGAUUUAGGUGAAUAUUAAUACAGUAUUAAAUAAAGUUAUUUUGAACAAGAGUUCGUUUUGGAUCUAGCCUAACUCGACCAUGGUUUUUUUUUCCUUCUUUUUGUCCUUUUCAACUAAGUUUCAGUAAAAGUAAAAUGUACCUCUUAAUUCAUAUCUCGAUGACUAUAUAAUGUAAAUGUGAGCUGAGUUGUCGAGUAUCACUAUCUCGGUUUGGGCUAUCUCUAGUGGGCCGCUGACUAAUGUGGUUUGGGGCUUAGUGAAGCAAAGCCACACAACUGAGUCUUGAUCAGUUAAAGAGAACGGCAUCGUUUUGAGGAUCAUUGAUCAUCUUCAUAA